Molecule: messenger RNA, 1564 nt
Organism: Pectinophora gossypiella (pink bollworm)
Lineage: Eukaryota; Metazoa; Arthropoda; Insecta; Lepidoptera; Gelechiidae
Product: lachesin-like
Exons: 8
Coding region: 1-1413 (470 amino acids)
Cellular component (GO): neuron projection
Source: RefSeq, a predicted model, not a curated record
AUGAGGGCGGCGGAGUCGUCACGCCGACCGCGGCCUGUUUCCAUGGAAACCGGCGGGCUACCACUAGUAUCCACAUUUGCCCUCCUCACUAUAGUCGCAGGUCAGCUGCAAGGCUCGGGCUACAGUGAACAGGAGCCGGAGUUCCUCUCUCCUCUGGAGAACCUUACCGUGGCACAGGGUCGGGAUGUACACUUCACCUGCACCGUCAACCGGCUCGGCUCAUACAAGGUGGCGUGGAUAAAGUCGGACACGAAGACGAUCCUGGCGAUUCACACGCACAUGGUGACACUGAACCCGCGACUGUCGGUCACCCACAACGGGCACAACACGUGGAAGCUGUACAUCAGCAACGUCGAGCCCAAGGACUCCGGCACCUACAUGUGCCAGCUCAACACGGACCCUAUGAUGAGCCAGAUGGGCCACUUAUCAGUGGUGAUUCCACCUGACAUAGCAGAUGACACGGUGUCGGAGGCUAGUGCCCCAGAAGGAGGAGCGGUGGAGAUCCGUUGCACGGCUAGUGGGGUUCCGGACCCCAUCAUAUCCUGGAAGAGGACUGCCGGGAGGAACAUUGUAUUCCGGGAUGAGAAUGGGAAAGAGCUUAAAGCUGUGGAGAGCAUCGUAGGCUCCACCUUGAGCCUGAAGAGCCUGCAGCGCGCUGAUAUGGGCACGUAUUUAUGCAUCGCUGCCAACGGCAUCCCGCCCACCAAGAGCCGCCGGUACGAGGUCCUUGUUCACUUCGAGCCGGUGAUCCGCGUGGCGAGCCCGGUAGUGCUGCGGGCGGUGGACAUGCAGGUGACACUGCAGUGCUACGUGGAGGCUUCCCCCAAAUCGCUCAACACCUGGCAACGCGGAAAGUCGCAAGCUGGUGGAAAGCUACUCAACAGUUCUAAGUACAUCAUAUCAGAGGAAGUGCUCAAUGAGUACGCAUUACGCAUGAACCUCACCAUUACUCGUCUCAAGAAAAGUGACUUCGGAGAAUACUCGUGUUCCUCCGUCAACGGCUAUGGGAAGGCAGAAGGUAUCAUCACUCUAAAAGAGACGCCGGUGCGGACGACGACGACGACGACGACCACGACCACGACGACGACCACGCGGCCGCCGACCACGACGCCCACCACUACGACGCGACCACCCAAACGCCACCCCAAGAAACAGCUGGAACGCGGACAGAACUCCAUCGACGCGGAUCUGCGCCAGGUGGAGCUCAACAACGCGUUCAACUUCUUCAACACGCUCAGCGCGCAGACCCCCGUCAACGGCUCGCACGCGCCCAAUGAAUACGCGCAACGCACGGAGAGGCAAAAAGUGCGCCCCUCCGGCCCGCCGCGGACCUACGUCUUGUACAACCGAGCCGCGCGGGUUGCCACCACUAUCAUCCCACUAUUUAUUUACCUAGCCAAACUCUUUGUAUAAAUAUAAAAGCUUCGGCAUAAGAUAUACAUAUUCUUUUUUACAAUUAGCGGUUUAGGUAGUGAUGGAAACAUGGCUGUUGAAUUUUUUAAGAAUUAAAGAGGUUGUUGUGUUUUAGAACACCCCAGUGUUGACGAUGUUAUGUAAGAUUGUA